This is a messenger RNA of Aplysia californica (California sea hare), 10698 nucleotides long. Its product is annotated as slit homolog 2 protein. NCBI's taxonomy places the organism in Eukaryota, Metazoa, Mollusca, Gastropoda, Aplysiida, Aplysiidae. Gene Ontology annotation, molecular function: heparin binding; Roundabout binding; calcium ion binding. Gene Ontology annotation, biological process: axon guidance. The record is from RefSeq and is a predicted model, not a curated record.
GCAUGAUAACAGCCUCUUGUCAUCUGAAUAGACUCGAGCAAUAAAAAAAAGAAGUAGAAGCAGAUCCAUUACCCGUGUGUUCAGAAAUGGCUACCUCUUGGUACAGGGUAAUAAAAGUGUCAUAAUGUACAGAUAAAAAGUCAGUCUGAGAAAAAAAAGCCAAACGAUCAUGGAAGUAAUUGUUCACCGUAUUCUACUAGUUACCGAAGAGAAGACUAAAAAGAACAGAGAAAACACGGUUAACUAAAGAGGAGCCUUUCAGGUUAGGAACGCGCGCCCGCUGAAAAUAUGCGAUUUCUCGGCGUGUUCCGCUCUCCGCCCGCUCGCGACGGUGGUGGGUUUCGGCGGCGCUGGGCAAGCGCGAGGCAAAGAGCGACCGAGACAAGCGAAAAAGAGAGGGGGGCUUGUCGAGUUAGGCAGGAGAGAUUCGAGAGGGCUCUCAGUUCGCCCAACGACUAGGGCUCAGUGCACGAACGCGGAGGUUUCUAUUGGAAUUAUCGUCAUUGAACUGACUUGGCGAUUUGGUGAUUUCUCCAGGACUUCUUCUGCCAUGCGGACGAAGGGAACUUCAGUAACGCUGUUAUUUUUCAUGUCGUGAUUACCUUGCACAGAUAUUAUAUCAGAAGCAUCGGUUUUCUCAAUGGACGAUCAAAUCUCAGUUGCCUCCGUUCAGGGCUAUAGAGCAAACAUGGUGCUUGAGUCCGACUGGGAAGGACCAUCCUAAAAACUCCACGUAUUGAUAGGCUAACCUAUAUCUCUUGCAUUUGGAAAAGAGCUGAUUUUACUCACGUAAGUUUUAGUAGUAAUUACUCACCACUGUGUUGGAGUAUUUUCGUUUUGACCGGAUAUAUGCCAGCAACAACAUGACAACGGCAAAAGGAUAUAACAGAGUCCACAGUGCUUCGUCCUGUGGCAUUAUGUCGUUGUGGUUUUCUCUGGUCUUCCUCUUCCUCGUGCUCCCUGGAGUGUAUUCUGCCUACGAGAGAUGCCCACGGGAAUGCAACUGUCGUUCCAGAGGCUUUGUGGACUGUAGCUUCAGAAAUUUGAACUACGUACCUAGAGGAAUACCCAAAUAUGUGCAGAGAUUACAACUACUGGACAAUCAGAUCCACACAGUAGAGAAAGGUGCAUUCCAAGAUUUGACGUCGAUGAUUCGACUGCGUUUGGAUAGAAACCAGUUGAGAUCGCUACCAGACCUGCUGUUUGCCUCGAUGACCAAGCUGGAACGACUGGAUCUGAGCUAUAACAGCAUCCAGUUUGUGGGACGCAAGACGUUGAAGAGUUCUACAUUGCUGAAGAACCUGCAACUGGACCAUAAUCAAAUCACCUGUUUGUCUGACGGAGCCAUCAGGCAUCUGAAGAAUAUGGAAAUUUUGCGAAUCAACGACAACAAGAUGGUUUGUGACUGUCACCUGGCAUGGCUGGCGCGCUGGUUGAGGAAGAACCCGACCCUGGCGCUCUUCACCGAGUGCCACCAGCCGAUGCAUCUGAGAAACGCCGAGAUCGCUGAACUGCAGGAGAUUGACUUCAAGUGUGACGCUACAUUCCAGAACCGGCACUCCCUGGAGUGCAUGGAGGAGAACUUGUGCCCCCGGCAGUGCCGCUGUAUGGACGGGGUCGUGGAUUGUAGAGACAAGGGCUUCACAAAAAUACCGGACAACAUACCAGAGAGCGCUAUCGAGAUACGCCUGGAGGAGAACCACAUCACACAGCUCCCGUCCCGAGCGUUUGCCGAUCUCAGUAACCUUAAGAGAAUAGAUCUCGGAAAGAACCAAAUCUCUUAUAUCGCUCCAGAUGCCUUUUCAGGUCUCUACUCACUCAAUUCUUUGGUGCUCUACGGUAAUAAAAUCAAAGACCUCCCCCCUGGCGUGUUCACGGGCCUGUCUUCUCUUCAGCUACUGUUGUUGAAUGCAAACAAAAUCAACUGUGUUCGAGUGGAUGUCUUCAAGGACUUGGAAAACCUUAAUCUUUUAUCCUUGUAUGACAACAACAUACAGUCAUUAGCGAACGGAACGUUUGAUCCACUGGCAAACAUCCAGACAAUUCACCUGGCAAGGAACCCACUUAUCUGUGACUGCAACCUGAAAUGGCUGGCUCACUACCUUGAGAAAUACCCUGUAGAGACGAGCGGUGUGCGCUGCCUCACGCCCAGACGGGUACGCAAAAAGAAAAUCAGUCUGCUGAGACCAGAGAAGUUCAGAUGCAAAGGCUCUGAAGAAUUCCGCACCAAAAACGCAGGAAACUGCAUGAUUGACAGGGAGUGCCCGACUGACUGUGUGUGCACCGGCACCAGUGUAGACUGCUUCCAGAGGGGUCUAGAAGACAUUCCUGCAGAGCUGCCCAUGUAUACCACAGAACUAAAACUGGGCAACAACAAGAUAAAACGUUUACCGGCUGAUGGACUUUUCAAGAGACUGCCAAAUCUCCAAGUUCUAGAUCUGAGCGAAAACGAAAUUCAUGAAAUCGAAGAUGGCGCCUUCGAAGCUGCUGACAAAUUGACUGAUCUGCAGUUGUCCAAUAAUGAGCUGUCUCAGCUCUCUGGUAAAGCUUUCCAAGGAUUACUCAAUGUCAAGACAGUGAUGUUACGAGGUAACAAGAUAACGUGCAUCAACAACGUUACCUUUACUGAGACUCCCAGACUGAGGCUUCUAUGGCUAAUCCAUUCACGUGUAACUGCCAUCUGGGCUGGCUUGCUGAGUGGCUGAAAAAACGCAACGUCAUCACAGGAACACCGACAUGCACCGCGCCACACGAUGUGAAGAACACCCCAAUCCAAGAUCUGAAGCCAAAGGAUUUUGUCUGUGAAGAGAACAAUGAGCUCGGAUGUCAUGUGGGUAUUCAACCUUGCUGUCCUGACAGCAACAUGGUGACUGUGGAAAACAGCUGUGACCCUCGGGCCUACUGCCCCCCUAAGUGCACGUGCACUGGCACAGUGGUACGCUGCAGUCACCAACAACUGAAUGAGAUCCCAAAGUAUAUCCCCCUUGACACUACCGAACUCUAUGUGGAUGUGAAUGACAUUGCUAAAGUGCCAUAUGAGAUCGGCCUUCUCACAAACCUUAAGCGCUUAGACUUGAGUCACAAUAAAAUUGUGACUUUACCGUCAAAAAUUUUCUCGAACCUCACACAGUUGUCAACCUUAAUUCUGAGCUAUAAUGAUCUGCAGUGCAUUUCCGAGACAAGUUUCUUCAACAUGAAAAACUUGAGAAUUUUAUCUCUCCAUGAGAAUAACAUUUCUACUAUUCCAUACGGAGCCUUCGACAGUCUCAAGGCUUUGUCGCACAUUGCCCUAGGAGGAAAUCCUCUGUUCUGUGAUUGUAAGCUGAAAUGGCUAUCGGACUGGAUCAAGAAGGACUUCAUAGAACCUGGCAUUGCUUCCUGUAACGGCCCGACAAAGAUGAAGUCCAAGUUUCUGCUCAGCUCACCAUCAUCUUACUUCGAAUGCCUAGGAGAUCCUGACCCGACUGUCGCCCAGAAAUGUGACGUUUGUCUCUUGAAUCCAUGUAAAAAUGGGGGCAGUUGCAACACUGUAGAGUUCAAGGAUUUCAAGUGCGAAUGUACCCCAGGCUUCCAUGGUGACGUGUGCGACCAGCAAAUAGAUGCUUGUUUUGGAAAUCCCUGCAACAAUGGCGGGAAAUGUGAGGUCAUGGAGCAUGGGCGGUUCAGAUGUGAAUGCUUAAAAGGAUUUGAAGGGGACAGGUGUGAGACCAACAUUGAUGACUGUGAGAGCAACAUGUGCCAGAACAAUGCAACCUGUGUGGAUGAGAUCGAAUCCUAUUCCUGCAAGUGUCAAGAAGGAUACACAGGAAAAUGGUGCGAGAAUUCCAUCCCAUACUGCAAAGCUGGUUAUAACUACUGUACCAACGGAGCAACAUGUGUGGCUAAAACUGCUGGUUACAGCUGCGAAUGUCCUCCAGGCUUUACAGGCAAGAACUGUUCUGAGAACGUCGAUGAUUGUAAGUCACAUGCGUGUCUUAACGGCGCUUCAUGUGUAGAUGGGCUGGACUCAUACUCGUGCAUGUGCUCGCCCGGCUACUCCGGUCGUUUUUGUGAGAUUGCACCGGUGCUGGACAUAGUGAUGCUCCCUAACUCCCAUGCCCGAGCGGCUGCCUGCCGGCUGCACCAGUGCCAGAAUAAUGCAGUGUGCUAUCAGCCGGCCGGCUCGCCUGACUAUAUGUGUAAAUGUGCCCCAGGUUUUGAGGGCAAAAAGUGUGAAAAGCUCUCGAGUGUCUCCUUUAAGGACAAAGACUCCUACGUCAAACUGCCAAGAGUGGACUUCCGCCAGAUGACCAACAUUUCCAUCUCCUUCACCACAAAGAGCCACAACGGCAUCUUACUGUAUGCAGGAGAACAGCAGCACAUAGCAGUAGAACUUUUCAGAGGUCGGAUCAGAGUCAGUUUUGAUGUCGGCAACUACCCUGUCUCCACUAUGUUCAGCUAUGAGCGUGUGGAUGACGGAAAGCCCCAUGUCGUCUCCAUGGUAAUUCAACAGAAAAAUUUCACCAUGACGAUUGACAGCAACAACCUUCCCCGAACCAUUGUGAAUGAGGGUUCUCGUACACAUCUUGAUCUGCAUGAUGCUCUAUACCUCGGUGGACUGCCCAGUGCCAUCAAUGCCCAAGCCUUCAAAAAAUGGCACAUAAGGGAUGGAACUAGUUUUAGAGGCUGCUUCUCUAAAGUUCACAUCAAUAGCAAGCAAGUUGACCUCCUGACCUCUAACGAAAGGUUCAAAGUGACCCCUGGCUGCGACUCAGUCAACAAGGACCCAUGUCAUAACCACCUGUGCCAGAAAGGACGAUGCAAACCCAGACGUAGAAAAUCUGGAUACAGAUGCAAGUGCAAACGUGGCUAUUCAGGCACUUAUUGUGACAGAGCUCCUACCUGCAAGACCGUUGUCUUUAGGGACAAUUUCAUUGACCCAACCACCAAGUGCAAGUCAAAAGCACGUAUUCGGUUCAGAAGAUGUGAGGGAAAAUGCCACAAUGGCUAUUGCUGCAAUCCUAAGAGAAUAAAGAACAGGAAAGUUCGGCUCUUCUGCGCUGACCGGACAAGCUACAUCUAUGAGCUCCCCAUCAUUCGUAAAUGCACAUGCAAGAAAUGUGACAAGAAGUAACCAAAGCCCACCUUUAGCAUGUUACUCUUAUACCACCACAGCAUGUUUGUUAUAGAAACAAGCCAGAAUCUCUCAAGUGUAGGCUUCUUUGCAUGAGAUUUUAUUUUGUGGAUCGUGUUCAGUGAAUUGGCUACUUCCAGCCUGUCAUUGUGAUCCUGUGGGUAAUAAUGGUGGAAGAAAAAUAAUGACUCUUGAAGCUGAUUUUGCUGUGUGUAGAAAUAAAAGACUCACUUAUGGUAAAAUAUGGAGGUUUCUUGUAUUGAGGAGUGUGAUGUGUAGCUCUCUGUCCUUACUGAAGACUGUAUUAGACCUGAGACAUUCAGAUCUAUGGAUUGCCAAGACCAAAAUGGAAUGAUAAGAAUGUCAUUAUGUUACAAGAGACCAUGUUUUAUGGACUGGGACGCUCUUGUUUAAAUAAAAAUACAAGUACCUGAGCUAAGGUUUGAGGAUGGGUCUUCACGGUUUCAAUACUGAACUUGAGAUGUCUAAGGUUAUUGUAUGCACUCCAUGGAUGUGGCUUCUGGGAACCUACGUGAGGAGCUGACUCAUAUCUUCUUCUGGAUAUCUCAAGCUGGAGGAUAUACUUCUGCUUCUAAAAAUGGCACAACUAUCUAUAAAUACUGUUUGCCCAGUGCUUUUGUUGUACAAUGAAUGACUAAGACAAAUGUACAAAGGACAAAAGUUUCUGUUUUAUUUGAAUUUCUGAGCAUGAAAAAUGAAUCAUUUCGAAGAAGUUUAAAGUUUAUGUUUUUAAGCGAUUAGAAGCUCCAAUAACUUGAGAGUAGCUGAUUUACUGUCACUGGCAUAACUACUUGUUAAUACUUUCAGACUAUUCAAAUCUUAAUAAUCUUAAUUUCCAAUCUCUCUAGCUCUUACAAAAAGUAAUGAGUGAUUUUGGAAUCAGAUUCCUUUUUGUCUACAAACCCAAUUUGCAGAUAUUAAUUUGUGACUUGGACACUUUCUACCCAAAAACCUAAGGGCUCAAAAAUGCCCAUAGUACAAGAGAAAUUAUUGUUUCAUUAAAGGACCCAUCAUCGUGAAAGAAAGACUUCUGCCUAGCCAUCAAACAAGAUGCAGAAUGUUAUGCAUGUUCAUCAUGACUAAAUCUGGCCAAGGAUUGAUAGUGGGCCUACAUGACAAGAUAACUUAUCAAGAUCUACCUCAAAUUGCUUCGUCACACAAGCGACUAAAUCAACUUCUUUGUUAACUGUUUAGCACGAUGUCAUUGUCUUGAUGAGCUGCAUAUUUUUUUCUGUUCAGUUUUCAUGCCAAUGUGAUUGGUCAGUAUGAUAAAUAUACUAAUGUAAUGUUUUUGUCAUGGUAUGCAUAAAUACCACUCCAUGUUUUCAUAUGAUCAUGUCAGUCUGUUCUGGAUCUUUUAUUUGUAGUGGUGGAUGAGGGAAGAACGAAUUUUGAUUCUCUUCAAUUACAUGUCUUUUUUGUCUUCUCUGUGUAUCAGUGUGAUCCACGCAAAACAUUUUUAGACCUUUCAAAUAUAAAAUACGUUAGAGGAAUCCUAAAUCUUGAAAAAGCUCCAAACUGUAAUAGCGGCUCAUAAUUUCUUUUUUGUCAAAGAAUUGAUUGGGCUAUAAUUGCCACAGCCGCUUAGGUUUGAGUUGAUGACCUGAAGUGUCUUACAAUAAGGCUCUGGAAAUUUGUUUCUCAAGGUUUUUGGACCACAGACUUGAGCAGGUAAAUAAUCUUGAAACAAGAAGUGAGAUAUAAAAUUACAUAUGUAUUAUGUGCUGUCAUAUUUAACAAGGAUCAUCAACAGAAUGGUUUGCACUUUUAAGUUCUAUUACUGGUCACAUGUUAUGAUAAAGCUUUUAGAUCUGCUCUUUGUUCUUUAAUCUUGUCUCAUAGUGAGAUGAAAAAUUCUGCUUUUAAGUUUUAUGUAACAUUGAUUUUUUUUCCUCUAUGACUUUUUCAUUGUAACGUUUAAGGUCAGUGGAUUUUAAAAAUGAAGUUCAUUUCCCCAAACUGAACAAUUUGGAACAUAAGGGGGAAAGGGGAGGAUGGGUGGAUGUUCCUUCAAUUUAUUUGUUCUGAGGAAUAAUAUCAGAAUAUGAAAGCUUUUCAGUUUACUGAUGUGAGUCGUAACAAUUUUUCUGCAAACUUUAUCAAUAAAUGAAAUGAUUUGCACUUUUUGUGAUUUAGAUAAGUGUGUUACAUCAUAGUCAGAAUAAUAAUGAAAUCAAAGAAUACAACAAUUUUCUGUUCGUUUGACAAUGUUCAGCGAAGUCCUUUUAAAAACACAUUUCUGUGUGAGUUUUAUGUGAAAAUCAUUGAGCAAAGCCACAAAAUAAAUUUAAUUUGCAGUUUCCAAGGAUACUACAACUUUGGAAGUCACCAAACUAUGGCAGCCCUUUUCUCGCUAAUUUUAUCUCUAACACCAGGCAAUCCCCACCUCCUUCAAUUUCAACUAUCUCAACUUCUCUUCAAGAAAGAUAGGUAUUUUUUCAUAAAAAGCAAGACAAUUAAACAAGCUUUAAGAUUAUAGCAAUAUCUGCACAUGCCCAAAAACUGAUGAGCGUCUGAUUCCACCGCGUCGUGACACAAAUCUUUUGAAUGUUUUUUCCUCCUCUUCUUAGCACUUUAUCAGUCUUUCAUAUUCUCUUAAUCACAUAGAUCUUAAUUAAGCCAAACUACAAAUGCAAAGAAAGAGCACAAAAAAUUCCCAGAAACGGUAUCCCUAGCUUCACCCUUGGCCCCCUUCUUUAGACAGUUUGCCACUUCAAAAAUAAAAAUAACAAUUUUUCUCUUAACUCUGUUAAGAAAAAAAAAGCUAAACUUUGAGGAAAUGAAGUAGAUUUUGUUUUUCACAAAUGAAAAAAAUUGACAGUGCUUGUAAAUAAAGAACUUGUUUGUUAUUAUAUUCAUAUAAUUUGAAGAAUGAGGGUAAGAUUCAUUGACACAACUUGCUGUCAGUAAUGGACUCCUAUGUUCCGCAGUCCCUGUUUUAGUUUUUGUAAUCCAAGGUACAUUCAUAGUUUGCAUCUAUUUAUUUUGAUUUCAUUGUACAUUCAUUAUAUUUUGCGAUCUUAAGAAUGUGAUAACAGAAAAUGUGCAGGAUGAGACCAUAGUAAGGGGUUUUUUUUAGUUACGGAAGAGUAAUCGUAAGUUUAACUUUGUUUUAUGAAGUAGGAUAGUCUAUUUUAUGGCAGAUAGAAAAAGAAAAGAAAAUGUUACACCAGUCUCAUUUUUUUUCCUUUUGGAAUUGACUUCAUACCUUUUUUUGUUCUGAUAUUUUCCUAUUGCCUAAAUAGUUUAGUUGCCUGAGAGACAUUUUUACACUAGAAAUCAUUUUAAAGCAAGAAUUUUUGUUUCUGUGAAAUAUUCCUCACCUUGCACAGAGUAGCAUGAAUGCCAAAGAUUUUUUUCAUACUUGUAUAUAUAUAUAUAUUCACAGUCUUUUCAUUUUCUAUAGCUGCUGUUUUCCUUUUGGGGUUUUUUUUUCUUUUUAAUUUGUUUUUUUGUUUUAUUUGUUUUGGGUCAUUUUUUGUUAUUCCAAAGUUGUCACAACAAGCCAAAGUCAUAUGUAAAAAGUUUAUGAUCCUUCAUUAAUCUGUUUAUAUACCUAUAGAUUGACAAUCCCUGCAUUGUUUAACUAUACUGUGAUGUAUGCAUUGGUCAAAUGGAAAAAGAAUGUGUAUUUUUAUUGGAAAGAUAUUUUGUUCAGAAAAAUCAUGUACUAUACUGCUGCUGUUGUGCAUAAACCUGGACUUGCUGAGGUCAUAAUGUGCUUGAUCUAUUCUUGGCUUCAAUUGUGAAAAUUUGUUAUAACUGCUGUAGCCAUUCAUUGUCAUUUUACAGAUGUUUUAUGAAGAGCUCUGCAAUGAUUUUUAUUUCUCAUGAGUGUGUUCAAUGAGAUCAGAGAUCAUCAUUCUUUUUUUCCCGAGGGAUGAGAUGGAGAGUGUGAGGGAACGUUGAGGUGUAUGUGUGGGGUAUAUACACACACUGUGUGUGUGUUUGUGUGAGUGAGAGUGUGUGUAUGUGUGUGUAUGCUUGUUUGUAUAUGUGUGUGGGAGAGCGAGAGAGAGAGACCGAGACCGAGAGGGAGAGAGAGAGAGAGAGAGAGAGAGAGAGAGAGAGAGAGAGAGAGAGAAAGAGAGAGGGAGAAAGGGAGUGGGGUUGGGGACAAGAAAAAUUACAACAUUUUGGGGGAGGGAUGGUUGAAACGCAUUGCUAUGAAAUGAAUUAUUUAGUAUUUGUUUUAACGUAUUUUAUUAUAUUUACCCUAUCAGAGUGAAUCCGUGUGGGCAUGGACAGAAGAUGAGGUAAACCAGUUUGACUGUGUCGUCCUAUUGGGCUUGUCAAAAUGUACACUGCAAUAUAUGUGUAGAUAUAUGUAUCAUUUUUAUUAACGUGUAGAUUUAUGUUCUGCUUAAUGCUUGACUCCCUGAAAUUUCUUACAAAUAUGGAAAAAGCAACAAAUUCAGUGAGGUUUUGUCCUGCUGGAAUAUGUUGUCUCCUCACCCUUGAAAUUUCUAUUUAAACAUGACCUGUUUCUAUCCCCAGCCCACCCCAGUCCAGUCUCUGAUUCAUCUGAAUCCAUAGCUGACCCAAAUCUCAAGCCCACUUCUAAAUAAUUAUUAUUUAUAUAUUCGCUCUGUCCAGAGGACGAUAUCAGUGACUUUGUGCUUGAGGUGUGUUCAGGCUGUGUUGAGCUACCUGAGCACUGGGGAUCGAGUGGGUCCUCACCUGUUGAAAGAGAAAUUUGCCUGGCUUAUGUGUUGCAGUCAUUUACUGCGCAUUUUGGAAAAGGGAUGCUAGACGGCCCCACAUUCUGAGCUUUGUUCAAGCUCUAUAAGAGUUUCUUGGGCCAUGUUUUGGGCUAUGAUUUUUUUUCAUUAGUCCAUAUUAUGUCAUAUGGAGGAUACAUUGUUUGCACCUGUAUCACCAUUUCUUUUAGAAUUUUAAUUCUGUGUCUGCUGAGUAGAUUGUAAUAUAUGUUUGUGUGUUGGUAAAGUGUUCGUCUUCCAUGUUUAUGUACUUGAUAGAAGGUUGUGAAGAUAAGGAAUACGAUGUGUUGUCCUUAGUGUGCUUUCAACCUGUAAAAAGAAGACAGAAAACUGGUAUUGGGAACGGACUCUGUCUGACAGUUAACCUUACAUGUAGAGUUAAUUUACCACACAUGUAAAGUGAACCGAGUUGACAUUUUCCAGCAGUAGUUGUUAUUUGUUCUCACCAACAUUCUGACUUGAAUGAAUUUGAUCUAUGUGUUAGAAACAAUUAGCCAAGAAGCAUUAGGCAUUUUCUACAGUGGUAAACUUUUUUGUAUAAAUGAUUUAGUAUCAUUAGAAUAUGACUGCAUGCUAUUUUAUGCUCUCCGUGUCUAUUGCUUUGUUUAUAGUAUACUUGUGUUCUCAGCUAUUGCUUCAUGUGUUAUCUGAGUUAGUUUCUUUUGAUUUCUAAAUUUCUGUAGCUCAUCCUCUGUCAGUUACCAUCUCUUAACAUUCAUUUCAUAUCAUAUUUUUGUUUCACCCCCCAAAAUUUCUUCUCAGACAUAGGUCCCAGCUCAUUUCACUUGAUGAUAUUUUUUUGUGUCUGUAUAUUUGCCCUUAUAAAUAAAAUGACAUUGUUCA